Penicilliopsis zonata CBS 506.65 is the source of this 1774-nucleotide messenger RNA. RefSeq lists its product as hypothetical. Gene Ontology annotation, molecular function: 2-oxoglutarate-dependent dioxygenase activity. The coding region runs from base 307 to 1437 and encodes 376 amino acids. NCBI's taxonomy places the organism in Eukaryota, Fungi, Ascomycota, Eurotiomycetes, Eurotiales, Aspergillaceae. The transcript has 3 exons. The record is from RefSeq and is a predicted model, not a curated record. Gene Ontology annotation, cellular component: cytoplasm.
CCCCCCCCCCCCCCCAUGAAUGAUCUAAUAGAAGAUUGUUCCGUGUGUGUCAUGGAUUAUAUCCUGAUGGCGGCGGCGGAUGAAAAGCUGGCCGUCACCUAGCUUGAGGGACACCGCGAGUUUAUUUAAAACGCCUCGCCCUGGCCUGUUCCUCCUUGUUCCAUUUCGAGACCAUCCUUGUCAAACUGCUCGGAGGUUGUUAUUCCCUGUUGUGUGAAAAGUUGUUCUCGGCUGGCUUGACCUGAACACCAGGCCCAGAUAUCUUAUCUUUUCGACGUUGCAACAGCACAGAGCUAUAUCCUUACAAUGCCAUCUUCUGCCCCUCCCCUGCGGCCGAUAAAGCCACCGGGUCAGCAGUCCAAAAAGGCCGCCGCUCCGAUCAGCUACGACAUCAACAUCCCAUACGUUGACGUUACCAAGGAAUCGUUCCCAAACACCAAUUACCCCGAAUACCUGCCCACCUGGGACAAGAUCUGGUUCGACCCGCUACCGGCGUUUGACUAUGAAGAUCCGGCACUGCGCGUCACGGACAAGUCAAAGCCCAACCUGCUCACGCCCGGCGUGGCGGUGUCACACAUCCAGCCGGCGCUGGGAAGCGUCGUCAAUGGCGUGCAGUUGAGCCAAUUGUCAGAUGCAGCCAAAGAUGAGCUGGCUCUCCUGGUUUCCGAGCGCAAGAUUGUCGCCUUCCCGGACCAGGACUUGAUCGACGCAGGCCCCGCCGCGCAGGAAGCCUUCAUGCGAUACUUUGGCAAGCCCAAUUACCAGCCAGUCUCCGGCACCGUCCGGGGCCAUCCUGGCUUCCAUAUCAUCCACCGGGACGGCAACCGCGAGGAGAUCGAACGCUUCCUCGAGCGCCGUACCACCACCACCUUGUGGCAUCAGGAUGUCAGCUAUGAGAUUCAACCGCCGGGGUACGUCAUGCUAGGGCUCCUGCAAGGGCCCGAGGUUGGCGGCGACACUGUUUUCGCGGCGACGGACAUGGCCUAUAAACGUCUCUCCCCCACUCUACGCGCGUGGCUAGACACCCUGGAGGCCGUCCACAGCUCGCAGAAGAUGAUCGAUCACACCAGGUUGACAGGGGGCCUGGUGCGUAAAGACCCCGUCGAGACGACGCACCCGCUUGUGCGCGUCCAUCCGGUGACGGGCGAGAGGUGCCUCUUCCUCAACGGCGAGUUCAUCACUCACGUCCCUGGUCUAAAGGAGGCCGAGAAGGCGUGGCUGCUCGAUUUCUUGCUCAACCAUCUCAUCGCGGGGCAUGACUUCCAGGCCCGUGUGCGCUGGCAGCCUCGCACGAUCGUCAUCUUCGACAACCGCUCCACCAUCCAUUCUGCGAUUGUCGACUACAUUGAUGAGGAGCAUGGCGCCCAGCCGCGACAUAUCUUCCGUCUUGCCGCGCUGGCCGAGAAGCCCGUCCCCGUCUACGAUCAGUUUACAUGAUGUUCUUUAUUCUUUCCCGGUUGGUUCAAAGUCCUACUUUCGCCCAUUUCUUACCAGACAUUUUAAUUCGUGCUAUAGACGAUGGAUUAUGGUUUCCUUUCUUUCUAGAUUCCUUUUUCUUUUUCUUUUUUUUUCGUUGGUUAUAGAUUUCUUUCCUGGCGAGGAUUCGUUUAGUUCCAGUCACAAAGCGAUCUAAUGGGAAUAGAUGAUGCUGCUCGGAUGACUUUUUUUUUUCAUUUUUCUUUCUUCAAGAGAAAAAAGCGUGAUACGUGGACUUGUCAGAGGAUAAUGAGCACCGUUAUUAAUGAUAGAAAUCCAAAGUAACUUACAGCUUAAG